AUGGCGGCUAGUUAUGGAUUGCAUGCAAUGACCAAGUUUGACCCGGAAGAUCACCAAGGGAAUGUUUAUGAAGCAUUUUGUGACUUUAUUGAUUCCUUUCAUUAUGAAUAUGAUGCAAUAGCCAAAGAGCCACCGAAGGAAGGUAGUAACACAGAGAAAGCAGCAUGGGUAGAGCAAGAUAAACGGAAAAUUUUUUUAGGAAGGUUUGCCUCAAGAAACCUUCAAAGGGAUUUUGAGGAAGUUGUUCCUGAAAAGGAUAGGGGUAAAAUCACUUUUAUGGAGAUGACAGCAGCAUUAAAGGGAAGAUAUGAUAUCAGUAGGAACAAAACACUUGCCAAUUUUGAGUUUCACAAGUUGUUUCAGAAGGAAAGUGAAAGUUUUGAUUCUUUUACAGUAAGAGUAAAGCACGAAGCCAAAACAUGUGAAUUUUCUUGCACCAGUGAAACUUGUACAGUCAAGAAUAUCCUCACCAGAGACCAAAUCAUCAUUGGAACAUCGAAUAAUGAAAUUCGCAAAAAUGCCCUAAAGAACCAGUGGGACCUUGAUAAUCUGAUUAAAGGUGGGAGACAACUGGAGGCAGCAGCAAGAGGGGCACAGAGAAUCCAUGAAAAUAGUGAAGCACCUGUCUCCAGAAUAAAGAGACCAGGAAAAUACUCCAGAAAAGGGUCAAAAUCAAAAUAUGAAGGAAAAUUGCGAGAGAAAUAUUCCAACUGCCCAAAUUGUUCAUCGAGAGUAUGUAAAGGAGGAAAGCAGUGCCCAGCAGCAAAUCGUGAGUGCUUUGACUGUGGUAAAACAGGACAUUUUAAAGGCUCGGCAAUAUGUAAAAAGAAGAGAGAGAAGAUUAAACCUCGCACUCGGCGGGUAGAGAGCAGUAGCAGUAAGGAUGAAAGCUCUGAUACUGAAACAUGCACAUCUGAAAGUGACUCAAGUUCUAGCCAGAAUAUUAACCGUGUACGGUUCAUGAAGAAUGUUACAAAAAUACGACACAUGCGUAUUCGCCAGCAGAUGCGCAAAACAUCAGAAAAAUCACGCUAUCAAGUUGAGGUGAUAAUUAAAGAGCGAAGAGUAAGUGCAUUUGCUGACACAGGGGCGGAUAUUUGCGUAAUGUCUAGGAAACAAGCUCAAGCUUUGGCUUUGCCCCUUGGAAAAACGAAGAUGAAAAUACGCCCAUAUGGAUCAAAAUCAGUAAAAUGUUGUGGUUACUAUAUAGGCACAAUCAUGCAUGGAGAAUCAGUUGCCAAUGCAUGCAUAUACGUGGUCAAACAGGAUCUUGAAACUUUGCUCAGUGGAAGAGUUUCAGAAGAGCUAGGAAUCAUAACAUUUAACCCAACUCCAGAUAACCAACAACCAAGUAUUCGGCGCAACACAGAAAUCAGAGAUGACGUUAAAGCAAGCAUUAUUUCGCAAUAUCCAGAGGUAUUUACAGGUAUUGGUACAUUAAAAGACCAUUUUGUGAAGUUUCACAUAAAUGAAAAUAUUCCCCCAGUAGCUGCACCGGCCAGACCUGUUCCAUUUCAUUUACGGAAGAGAUUUGAGAAAGAGAUACAGACCAUGGAAGAGAACAAUAUAAUAGAAGAACAUAUAGGACCAGCACCAUGGAUUUCAAAUGUAGUGCUCGCCCCAAAAGAUGAUGGUAGUAUUCGGGUCACUGUUGACAUGCGUCAAGCAAACCGGGCAAUUGAAUCAACAAACAUUCCAAUUCCCAGAGUAGAGGACAUUAAAACACAACUUGCAAGGUGUCAACAUUUUUCUAAACUUGAUUUUAAGUCUGCAUUCCAUCAACUGGAGCUUGAUGAAGAGUCUAAGAAGAUCACAGUGUUUCAUGCAGGUGACCGACUGAUGCGGUAUCGAAAACUUACUAUGGGCACGAAACCAGCCUCUGGCGAGUUGACAAAGGCGCUUCUUCCGCUAUUUCAGCCCAUUCAAGAAGCACAUGUUAUCCAUGAUGACCUCAUCAUAGCAGCCAAAACAAAGAAACAACAUGAUCAUGCAUUAAAUCGCGUCCUUCAAGUAAUUGCAAAAUCAGGAAUGACUUUGAAUCCUGAUAAAUGCAUGUUUGAUAAGGAGGAAAUUCCAUUCUGGGGACUACGUGUCUGCAAAGAUGGUAUUAAACCGGACCCAGAAAAGGUCAAGGCAUUGCAACAUGCCUCACGCCCACGUUCAAAGGAUGAACUACAAUCUUUCCUCUGUAUGAUCCAGUCAAAUAAAGACUUCAUACCAGACUUAGCAAGCAAAACAAUGAACCUACGGAUGCGAACAAAGAAACACAGUCGCUUCACUUGGGAUAAGGAGUGCCAAAGAGAAUUUGACAGGUUGAAAGUUGCAUUCAGAGAAGACACUCUUCUCCGCCAUUUCAAUCCUGAAGAGGAUACAUUUAUUUUUGUGGAUGCGCAUCUUUCAGGACUAUCUGCAAUUCUGAUGCAAGGAGAGACAAGUGAUAGUGCAAAGCCAGUAGCAUUUGCCAGCCGUGCCACAACCCCAGUAGAGCAGAGAUACCCACAGCUAGACUUAGAAGCACUAGCCAUUGACUUUGGAUUGCGUCGGUUUCGCUACUUUAUUGCAGGAGGUCCUGAGAUCAAAGUCGUUACAGAUCAUAAGCCCCUGGUAAGCAUUUUUUCUAAUGCUAGAAAAGGGUCGGUCAGAACAGACCGGAUAAAGCUGCGUCAUCAAGACAUGAAAUAUAGAGUAAUCUGGAAGGAAGGGAAAGUUAACCCAGCUGAUUACCUUUCCCGACAUGCAACACCAAUUAGUAGCAUCAGCAGAGAUCAACAAAAAGAAACCAGUGAACUAGAAAAAACGGUCUGGCUUCUUCAAUAUGCUCCAUACACCGAGUCCAUUUCUAUGAGUCGAAUCAUCGAUGAGACAGAUAAAGACAAAACACUUCAUGAGUUGAAGAAAUACAUUAGAAAGGGAUAUGUACCAAAGACAAAGGGUAAUCUCGCUCCAUUCAAAAAGAUCUUUGCGGAACUUACCAUCUCAGAUGAGGAACUGAUAAUGAAAGGAGAACGCAUUAUUCUUCCUGAGAGUUUGUGGGACAUUGCCCUUGUAAAAGCCCACCAGGGAGGUCACCCUGGAAUGAACAGCCUUAAACGCCGCCUACGCAGUCAUUUCUGGUUCCCAAAAAUGAACCAAAAAGUGGAAGAGAAAGUGGCAUCCUGUAAAGAGUGUCAACUAUUUACAAACAAGACAAUGCACGAACCCAUUCAAUCUCACAGAACGCCGGAACAUGCAUGGCAAGAUGUAAGCAUUGAUCUGUUUGGUCCUAUGCCCGACAGUAAGCAUGUGUUGGUAGUUCUGGAUAAAAUGAGUCGAUCUCCUGCAGCAAAGCUUGUCCCAAACACCGCAGCUAAGCCUGUCAUUAAAGCAUUGGAUGACAUUUAUACAGAUUUCGGUUAUCCUGAAAUGCAUCGCACAGACAAUGGACCACCAUUUGAUUCAAAAGCAUUUGCUGAAUUUUCCCAAGGCAGCGGUAUUGAUCAUGUUAAAACCUUCCCGUAUCACCCACAAGCAAACCCUGCAGAAACAUUUAUGCGUCCUCUCGGAAAAGCGUUAAAGGCGGCCCAUUUCAAUAAAAAGGAUAAACAUACAGCUAUUAAGGAAGUCCUAGCAACAUAUCGGGCGACGCCUCAUCCUGCAACGGGAGUACCACCGGGAGAUCUCUUGCUUCGUAGUGGGUAUCGAAAAGAUUUUCCGCGACGGCAACUGACUGAGCAACAGAUACGCGAGGCUCAGAUGCAAGACAGAGCACAACGUAUGUCUCGAGAGGACCAAAUGAACAGGUCGACCCAUAGAAAGAAGUCCAUCUACACUCCAGGGGAUCUUGUGUACAUACGGAACAUGCAGCGGUGCAAGUUUGAUCCCAUCUUUGGGCCAGAGCUGUAUAAAGUCCUGUGCACAGAAGGUAGCGGCCUGUUACUAGAAAGUUUGGCUGAUAAUAAAAGUUUCAGAAGGCACUGUGAUGACGUAAAGCCUGCAGUUAGCCAAGGAAAAAUCGAGGACCUUACUAUUUGGAUAGAGAACCAAGCCCAUCAAACAGAAAACGCGAACAACCAAGAUCCGGUUCCAGACAUGACAGAAGAGCCAGUAAUUGCCCCAGCUGGCGUUACAGCGCAACAUCCAAAUGAGGACAGGGCUACAAGACCUCGGAGGGAAACUCGUUUACCUGCUAGGUUCAAAGACUACGUCCGUUACUAA
This is a messenger RNA of Rhopilema esculentum, 4194 nucleotides long. Lineage: Eukaryota; Metazoa; Cnidaria; Scyphozoa; Rhizostomeae; Rhizostomatidae. The record is from RefSeq and is a predicted model, not a curated record.